Vitis vinifera (wine grape) is the source of this 1132-nucleotide messenger RNA. RefSeq names its product histidine-containing phosphotransfer protein 2. Lineage: Eukaryota; Viridiplantae; Streptophyta; Magnoliopsida; Vitales; Vitaceae. The record is from RefSeq and is a predicted model, not a curated record. Gene Ontology annotation, cellular component: cytoplasm; nucleus. Gene Ontology annotation, molecular function: protein histidine kinase binding; histidine phosphotransfer kinase activity. The transcript has 6 exons. The coding region runs from base 330 to 773 and encodes 147 amino acids. Gene Ontology annotation, biological process: phosphorylation; cytokinin-activated signaling pathway; phosphorelay signal transduction system.
GCUGAAAAGGAAACAUGGAAGAAGGAGAAUGAGCCAGCGAGGAGAGAGAGGUGAAGGUGGAGAUGGUGGUGGUGGGUGUCUGCGACAUGCAAAUGCAGAUACUCCAAUCAAUUGCUUUGAAACGCCUGCGAAUGCCUUUUUCUGCCACCCAACACGCCACUCACACCUUCUCUUGUUCUCUUCUCCUUCUUCUUUUUCUAUGAAUUAAUGCUUCUCUUGUUCCAAUUCUGCCAAACCCAGACGUUCUCUCUCUCUGUUCUUCUUCUCAAAAUUAACGCCUCUCUUGGUCUAGUUCUUCGAAACCCACUCUCUCUCUUUCUCACUCAGAAAUGGCGGCUAACAGGCAAGCUUUGAAUGAGCAGCUUCAGAAAAUCGUGGAUUCUUUGAAGGAACAAGGAAUGCUUGAUAAACAAUUUGGGCUUGUUCAUUCAUUGAAGGAGUCUAACAGCCCAUUCUUUCUGGCGGAGAUAAUACCAAUGUUCUGCCAAAAUGUUCAAACCAUUCUCAGAGAUUUGACCCAAACACUAGAUAAAGAACCAGUGAAUUAUUAUGAUUUGGAAGAAUACUGUAUUAAGCUGAAGGGAUGCACUUCAAGCAUCGGUGCUCGCCGGAUGGCAUUAGCAUGCGUGACUCUUCGUCAAGCAAGUGAGAACAAAAAUAAGGAUGGGUGUAUCUUGGCUUUGAAUGGAAUCAAGCAUGAAUACUAUAAUCUGCAAAGCAGUCUGGAUAGCAUUGUUCAGUUGGAAAGGCGAAUUCUCUGUCAUAACGCUUGAAAUGCAAUGAUGAGGGAGCUGUGGUGUGGUUUUCCCACGAACGUGGAAAGAGUUGCUGCGAUAGUCGACCAGAAGGACUCAAUUGUUGCCUUUUUUGUUUUCUUAAAUGAUUGAACACCAGGACAUUUCAUCUUUGUGGUUGGAACCUUUAUAUGGCUCAAUUAACGAACCAUUCUGGAUCUGUUCUUUUAUUUGGUGAGGUCUCACAAGAAAGUUGCAUGUUUGUUCAGAAAAAAAAAAACACCCUGUUGGAAAUCAUCCUUCCUGUUCGUUCGUGGGCUGUGGCGCGGCUAUUUGAUGAGUAUUGUAUAUCUUACUGCUUCCAUUUUCUAGUGAUAUGGUGUAUCAUGUUCUCUUGA